Molecule: messenger RNA, 12127 nt
Organism: Labrus bergylta (ballan wrasse)
Lineage: Eukaryota; Metazoa; Chordata; Actinopteri; Labriformes; Labridae
Gene: dysf
Product: dysferlin, limb girdle muscular dystrophy 2B (autosomal recessive)
Biological process (GO): monocyte activation involved in immune response; T-tubule organization; negative regulation of phagocytosis
Cellular component (GO): cytoplasmic vesicle; membrane; T-tubule
Source: RefSeq, a predicted model, not a curated record
AUCUCAUUUUGAGGAUAUUUUUUUGGGGAGGAAUCAACGCCCAUAUAUGGACUUACCUGUGAUUGUUGGUGUGAUUUGACACAUCUCUGCUGUCUCGUGUGUGUGUAUGUGUGUGAGCCAUGCUGCGUGUGUUUAUUCUGUGUGCCGAGCGACUGCAAACGCCGGACGAUGACGUCAGCGAUUCCUACUGCAGCGUCACCUAUGAAGGUUCCAAGAAGAAGACCAAGGUCAUCAAGAACAACCCUAACCCUGUCUGGAACGAGGGUUUUGAGUGGGAUUUGAAGGGGAUUCCUCUGGACUCUGGAGCUGAGCUGCACUGUGUUGUCAAAGACCAUGAGAAGAUGGGGAGGAACAGGUUUCUGGGGGAAAGCCGGCUGGCCCUCAGGGAUGUGCUCAACUCUCCGAACCUGGCCGCCUCCUUCACCAUCUCACUGCUGGACACCAAAAGAAACAACACAGGGGCCACGCUGACCCUGCAGGUGUCCUACAUUCCUCCUCCAGGAUUGGCUCCAAUCUUCCAGCCUCCUCACCAGCCUGAGAGCUUUUCACAUAACAACCCCAAUGUGGAGCUAGACACCGUCACAAUGAUUUCUCUGGACACUUUGGGCGAGGAGGACACGGAGAGUAUGAUAAUGGUGGAGCCGCCUGAGGACCAAGGUCAGGACGACGGACGAUCCAUGAUUAUUGUCGGCCCUCAGGGGCCUUCAGGCCACGAGUCCCCCGCUGCCCAGAUACCAAAACGCUCACCACCGUCCUACAACACCCAUGGAGGUCUGCGGAAGAGGAGGAGAGGAGGAAGCCGUCAGUCCAAACCACUGCCCAACAAACCACAAGACUUACAGGUUCGUGUGCGGAUCAUCGAAGGCCGACAGUUGCCAGGCAUCAACAUCAAGCCUGUUGUCAAUGUCAUGGUUGCCGGGCAAACCAAGAGGACCCGCAUUAGAAAAGGCAACAACCCGAUUUUUGAUGAGACGUUCUUUAUGAACUUCUUUGAGACUCCGACAGAUCUGUUUGAUGAGCCCAUCUUUAUCACCGUAUGUGACUCUCGCUCACUCCGAACUGAUGCUGUGAUUGGUGAAUUCAAGUUAGAUGUCGGCACUGUCUACAAUGAGCACAGACACUGCUUCUUGAGGAAAUGGCUGCUGCUGUGUGAUCCUGACGACCUCUCUGCUGGAGUCAAAGGUUACCUGAAGGUCAGCUUGUUGGUGUUGGCCGCUGGAGACGAGCCCCCGGCUGAUAGACGUGAGUGUGUGGAGGACAAAGAAGAUAUUGAAGGAAACCUGCUGAGACCAGCCGGUCUGUCUCUGAGAGGAGCCACCUUCACCCUGAGGAUCUUCCGAGCUGAAGACCUGCCACAAAUGGACGAUGCCUUCAUGGAUGGGAUGAGGCAGGUUUUUGGGUUUGACAGCAACAGGAAGAACCUUGUUGAUCCUCUGGUGGAAAUCCACUUUGCUGGAAAAACGAUCUGCACUAAGAUUCUGGAGAAGAACGCCAAUCCACAAUGGAACCAGAGUCUCACUAUGCCUAUUAGGUUUCCCUCCAUGUGUGAGAAGAUGAGGAUCAGAAUUCUCGACUGGGACAGAGCCAGUCACAACGAUGUCAUCGGCUCCACCCAUCUCUGCAUGUCUAAGAUUUCGGCUCCUGGUGGAGAGAUUGAUGAUGACUUGUCUCAACGGACCGUCCACUCUGGCAUUGACGACAGUCUUGGUUUCCUGCCAACAUUUGGUCCAUGUUUUGUCAACCUGUACGGAAGUCCCAGAGAGUUCACAGCCUUCAGCGAUCCACACGAAUCACUAAACCUUGGAAAAGGAGAGGGUGUGGCAUACCGAGGUCGAGUUUUAAUGGAACUUACAACAAAGCUGGCUGACAAGCCAGAGCAGAGAACUGGAGAUAUUUCAUCAGAUGACCUGCUGGUGGUCGAGAAAUUUCUCAGGAAGAGGAAGUUCUCUCUCUUUGUGGCUUUUUAUUCAGCCACUCUCCUCCAGGACGUCGAUGAUGCAAUUCAGUUUGAGGUCAGCAUUGGUAACUAUGGCAACAAGUUUGACUACACCUGCCUCCCUCUGGCCUCCACCACCCAGUUCAGCAGAGCCGUUUUUGACGGAUGUCACUACUACUACCUUCCCUGGGGAAACAUCAAGCCAGUGGUGGUUCUGUCUUCAGAGUGGGAAGAUAUCCAACCAAGAAUUGAGGCUCUCAACAGGCUUCUUGCUGUCAUAGACAGACUGGAGGCAAACCUGCAGCGGGUGAACCUGGAAGUGAAGGCAGGCAGUGACCUGGAGGAGGUGGAGCUCCGAGUGGUUGAGAUGUUGGAUCAGAUCAUCAUAGACUGCAGUGAAGAGCUGCCCUCCCUUGACCAGUGGCAAUGUGCGACCCCUCUGGAUCGCUCUUUGAGGCACAUCCGUACUCUCCACCUGCAGCAGAUAGUCGCGGGGGCGCUGGCUCUAAAGCACGGACCUGCCACCGAACUCUCAACAGUGCUGGAGCAGGCAGAGGACUGGGCCAGCAGGCUGAGGAACAUGGCAGAGGAGCCCCAGAACAGUCUUCCAGACAUAGUGAUAUGGAUGCUACAGGGCGACCGCAGGGUGGCGUAUCACCGCAUCCCAGCACACACUGUAAUCUUCUCCCAGGAGCACUGUGGGAAACACUGUGGACAGCUGCAGACCGUCUUUCUCAAGUAUCCACAGAGCAGCGGUGGAGAAGCCAAACUUCCUGGUCAACUGAGAGUUAAAGUCUGGUUUGGAUUGGCUGCUGAUGCCAAACAUUUCAACCAAUACGCUGAAGGAAAGCUGUCGGUGUUUGCUGAAACGUAUGAGAACCAGACCCGACUUGCCCUGGUGGGCAGCUGGGGAACUACAGGUCUGACCUACCCGAAGUUUAGUGAUAUCACUGGAAGAGUCAAAUUGCCCAAAGAGAGCUUCAAACCCUCACCUGGUUGGACCUGGGCCGGGGACUGGUUCAUUAGCCCUGAGAAGACACUGCUGUUUGAUGUGGACGCUGGUCACAUGACCUUCACAGAGGAAGUGUUUGAAAACCAGAUGAGACUUCCAGGUGGACAGUGGAUCGGCAUGCCGGAGGGCUACACUGAUGUGAAUGGAGAGAAGGCGGUGCCUAAAGAUGAGGUGGAGUGUCCUCCAGGUUGGGUUUGGGAGGAGGUUGAGUGGAGUGAAGAUCUCAACAGGGCUGUAGAUGAACAGGGUUGGGAGUAUGGCAUAACCAUCCCUCCAGACCGCCGACCCAAGUCAUGGGUGACAGCUGAGAAGAUGUACCACACCAAUCGGAGGAGAAGAUGGAUGCGACUGAGAAGGCGGGACCAGCAAAAGAUGGAGGCACUCAGAAAGCAGCGUCCAGACGACACAGAGCGGGAGGGCUGGGAGUACGCCUCCCUGUUUGGCUGGAAGUUCCACCUGAAGCCGAGGAAGACGGACAGCUUCAGGAGGCGCAGGUGGAGGUACCGCAUGGAGCCGCUGGAGAAGACUGGACCGGCGGCCAUCUUUGCUCUGGAGUGUUCUCUGAGCAGCAUAGAGGACAAAAAUGAUGACAAGUCGGUAACAACCACGUUCGGGGUCAACAGACCGACUAUUUCUUGUUUCUUUGACCGUGGCACCCGCUACCAUCUGCGGUGCUACCUCUACCAAGCCAGAGACCUGAUAGCCAUGGACAAAGACAGCUUCUCAGACUCCUACGCCAUCGUGUCAUUCCUGCAUCAGUCCCAGAAGACAGUGACUGUACGUAACACUCUAAACCCCACCUGGGACCAGACACUCAUCUUCUAUGAGGUGGAGAUUUUUGGCGACCCUGAGGUCACCAUGGCAACUCCACCCAACGUUGUGGUGGAGCUUUACGACUCAGACACAUACAAUGCCGAUGAGUUCAUGGGCCGCUGUGUGUGUCAGCCCUCCCUUACAUCCGCCCCUCGUCUGGCUUGGUUCCCAAUUCGUUUAGGGGACAAGAACGCUGGCGAGCUGCUGGCCGCCUUUGAGCUCAUACGCAGAGAAAAGCCAGCAGUUCACCAUCUUCCAGGACAAGAGGGAGACAUCCUGACAUCCACCAAUGUUCUAGACGAGUUGAUGUUUCCAGGAUUCCUCGCUGAAAACCUGCAGCAAUGGCCGGAGGAGUCGGACCUUCCCCAUCCCCCGCCUCAGAGAGAGGCCAACGUGUUUGUGGUUCCUCAGGGAAUCAAACCUGUUCUGCAAAGAACAGCCAUCGAGAUCUUAGCGUGGGGCGUUCGUAACCUGAAAAGCUUCCAGCUGUCCAGCAUUACCUCUCCCAGCCUGCAGGUGGAGUGUGGAGGCAUCAUGAUCCAGAGCUGCGUCAUCCGCAGCAUGAAGAAGAAACCCAACUUUGAUGUGAAUAAGCUCAUCCUUGAUGUGAGACUUCCCUGCGAGGAGCUCUACAUGCCGCCCAUCGUCAUCAAAGUCAUCGACAACCGCCAGUUUGGGAGGAAGCCGGUGGUCGGUCAGUGCACCAUCCGUUCCCUGGAGGAGUUUCGAUGCGUCCCAGAGGAGGAGCGAGCAACUGGGGAAGACGAGGAGGACCAGGGAUGGCGACGUGAGCGGCCCCAUUCAACCGGUGGGGAGGUCUUUAUUGACAUCGACGACGAGGAGCCGCUUGUGCCUGACCAGUUUGCAGAUGGAGCCAGCUCGGCUAUCAUUAACCUUUCCACCUCUAGUCGCAGCCUUCAUGAAGAGGAGUUCAUGGAUUGGUGGAGCAAAUUCUACGCCUCAACUGGAGAGAAAAACAAGUACGGGACUUACCUGGAGAGAGGAUUCGACACACUGAAGGUGUAUGAUCGUGAGCUGGAGAAGGUCGAGGGCGUCGAGGGUCUCUCAGACUUCUGUCAGACCUUUAAGCUGUACAGAGGAAAGUCUCAGGAUGCAGGAGAGGACCCUUCAGUGGUGGGAGAGUUCAAGGGUAUGUUUAAGAUCUACCCUCUGCCGGACAACCCCUCCGUCCCGCCUCCUCCCAGACAGUUCAGAAAGCUUCCUUCAAACGGCAUCGAGGAGUGUUUGGUCCGAGUCUACGUCAUCCAGGCUCACAGCUUGCAGCCCAAAGACACCAACGGGAAGUGUGACCCCUACAUGAAGAUCACUUUGGGGAAAAAGACAAUCAACGACAGUGACAACUACAUCCCCUGUACUCUGGAGCCGGUCUUUGGAAAGAUGUUCGAGCUCUCCUGCUCCCUCCCUCUGGAGAAGGACCUCCGGGUGAUGCUGUACGACCACGACAUGCUGUCCAAAGACGAGAAGAUCGGCGAGACGGUCAUCGACCUGGAGAACCGCUUCCUGUCCAAAUAUGGAGCCAUGUGUGGCCUGCCGCAGUCCUACUGCGUAUCCGGAGUAAACCAGUGGAGAGACCAGCUGACACCUCGACAGCUGCUGAUGAGAGUGUGUGAGCGGAGAAACCUGCCAAAGCCUGUCUACCAGGAAGACGUGGUUCACUUCAGAGGAGACCAGUACACCGCUGCAGACCUCGAGGACAAAAAUGUUUGCAAGCGUCACCUCGGUCCCAUUAAGGAGCGUCUGUCGCUGCACAUCUUGAGGAAAAUAGGAUUAGUACCUGAACACGUUGAGACCAGAACUCUGUACAGCCCUCUGCAGCCGGAAAUAGAGCAGGGGCGUCUGAUGAUGUGGGUGGACCUGUUCCCCAAGUCCCUGGGACCGCCGGGACCCCCGUUCAACGUCACACCGCGCAAAGCUAAGAAGUUCUUCCUGCGCUGCAUCAUCUGGAACACCAGUGAUGUCAUCCUGGACGAUGUCAGCAUCACCGGCGAGAAAAUGAGCGACAUCUACGUGAAAGGAUGGCUCGACGGACACGAACACAACAAGCUGAAGACGGACGUCCACUACCGCUCGCUGGGCGGCGAGGGAAACUUCAACUACAGAUUCCUGUUCCCGUUCCGCUAUUUACCAGCCGAGCAGCUCUGUGUGGUCGACAGGAAGGAAAACUUCUGGAGUUUGGAUAAAGCCGAGACUAAAGUUGCUCCUCGACUCACUAUCCAGGUCUGGGACAACGACAAGUUCUCCUUCGACGACUACCUCGGUCACCUGGUGAUGGACCUGAACCACAUGCUGCGUCCAGCCAAGUCGCCAGAGAAAUGCACCUUGCAGCUGCUGGAUCAGCCAACGGACAAGCUGGUUUCUCUGUUUGAACAGAAGACAGUCAAAGGAUGGUGGCCCUGCAUGUGUGAGCAGAAUGGAGAGAAGAUCAUCGCUGGCAAAGUGGAGAUGUCUCUGGAGAUCGUGACGGAGCAGGAGAACGAGGAGAGGCCGGCGGGAAACGGCAGAGACGAACCCAACAUGAACCCUCACCUGGAGGAGCCCCAACGUCCGGACACUUCCUUCCUGUGGUUCUCCUCUCCUUAUAAAACCCUCCGGUUCAUCCUGUGGAGGAGGUUCAAGUGGUUCAUCAUCCUCUUCAUCAUCCUCUUCUUCAUCUUCCUCUUCCUCGGCGUCUUCCUCUACUCCUUCCCGAACUACGCAGCCAUGAAAAUGGUCGGACCAUUCGGACCAGCGAAGGCAUCCGAGUGAUGAUGGAGGAAACGGGGAAAAAAAGAAACCAAAAAGAAGCUGAAAAAAAAGACAAAUGACGUCGAGUUCUACCAAUCAAACAAGGCGAAAUUUAACCGAUACUCUCCCUUUAAGUCUUUUUUUUUUUUUAUGAUUUACGUCACGCCGCUGAGGUCGUUCAGAGUGCUCUGCCGCAGCGGUGAACUUGUGACCUCCCUCAGACUGUGUGUGUGAAGAUAAGUCUACUUGCUUUGGCGCCCGAGGUUCACAAACGCCUCAAAUUUGUGUGUUGUGUCCAUUUUGUGCCUUUCCCCGUCAGAUCUGUGCGUCUCCACUCAUCACAAACUCCUGUUUUUACCGUAGCGAACGCGUACAUGAACUCACCAUCAGAUCCCAGCAGGUUGUCGCCCGCCUCGUCGUCAUCCCUGCGUCACCUCUUUCAUCCCUCUCUCCAUCUCGUCCGCCCUCAUGCAGAGAAGAAGGGCCAUGUUGGAACAAGCGGGAAGCGCGGAAUCAAAGGUUGUGAUGUUGUCGUCUGAUCUCUUUACCUCCUGCUGUGUCUGCAACGGGUCAGGCAGCGGUGAGGGAGUGCUUUACAAAACUUUAUCGCUUUAAAAAAACUCUGUGAAAAGGAAUUUAAAAAAAGCACGAGUCUGCUCUCUUUGAUUUUCCUUUUACUGUUAACAAUCAUGCUGUGCUGCGUUCAAGUGCAAUCAGACGUCUUAGCUGUAUGUUUUCAGACAGGAUUGAUUGUUACACGGCUCAGAUAUUCUUUCUGUUGAGCUUCUUCUUCUUCUCUUCCUCCUGAGCCUCAGCUCCUCCACUUUUGUCCUUUCCUGUAUGUACCUCCUUCUCUUCUCCUUCCUCCUUUCCUCUCCUUCACUUGACUUUGCCACCGUCUUUCCUCCUUUUCUCCGCAGUCUCCUUCCCUCCUCUCACCUAGCUCUUCACUUUUCUUCUUCCUACUUUUCCCUCCCCUCUUUCUUCCUCCUCUUCCUCCAUCUUUCCUGAUCUACUUCUUUCUCCAUCCCUCCCCUUCACUCUGUUCUUUACAUCCUCCUGCAUAUAAUUGUUUUCAUCCUUAGUUUUUCCCCUUUAGCUUUGAGAUAUACUUCCCUUUGACUACACAUUUGCAUGCACAUGAAUGCUGCAUCUUGUCCCUUUCUUUAUUUGAAACCAAAAGCGAAACAUUGCCAACAUAUUUGUGCAACUUUUUAAAAAAAGUAAAUAACAAGAAAAUGACUCAAUGUUGGCUUCAUAGGACUUCUUUUUUUUAGGACGUUUUGGUCGUGAUGGUAUCCAAAGAGUUUAAUUUUUACUAGUGUCACAGCUAAGUUUGAAUUCUCGUAUUGUGUAGUUUCAUACGGCCUGAGCUCUCUAGUGUGCCCUCUAGUGGUAUCCUCCAGUAUCACACCUAAUGCAUUCGGUCAAAUACAUUCAAGACGCAGUCAGUCGAGCACGUACACAUUGGACUAAAAGAAAAAGUAUAUCUCCAUCCUAACUUAUAUUCCUCCUGUUCUCCUCGUAGUCUUUCUUUUCCCCUUCAUUCUCCUCCGCCUCAUGAUCCCCCCCCCUUCUCCCCCAGCUCCUCAGUCUUUCAGCACUCUCUCAGGGUUCAGCGGGUUAAGUCGAGGAUUUGCUCGUGUUGAUGUUGAGCUUUAUUAGUGCAAAGUGUGUUUUUAGAGAGAUCGAUGUUCGCCGAUAAGGACCCACACACACACACACACACACACUGUGCCUAACAAACUGGAGUCAUGCAUGCUAGCCUGUGCGUUCUCCUUUUCUGUGUGUGUUUGUGUGUGUUUGAGAAGAUUUGUGCAGACAUUUGUUAAAAAGUGUGUUAAGGUCAGACCAGGAAAGGUAAAAGGAGAGGGAGUUGUUUACGCAGAUUCUUCAGGAUUUCCUGAUGUACAUUAUGUGUUUGUGGGGUCACCAUUGUGUAUGUUCGGGUCUUUUGAUCUUUGUGUAGCUCGUGCUGACUGAGACAGAAAACAAAAACUAAACCGGAAAAAAUGAUGAGAAAAGGGAAGAGAGCGAGAUGAAUACUGAACUCUAAUGUCAGCAUCGUCUUUUUUUCCUCUGAAGUCUAAAGACAUGAGUUUGUAAGUUUGCUGUCCGGUGCGUUCACAUGUUCAGUUCAAUUGCUUUGCGUCGCACCACAGUGGAAAUUAUGACUUUGUCCCGUUUUGAGUCGAGUUUUGAGUUCACACCAGCCGAUUAUAUUUACCACCCAGGCCUUGUUAACACAAAAGUUUCAUGGACUCAGAGGCUGGUAAUUUAUUGGACGGUGUUUUGGCAACCUGCAAUCCUGCCAGGUCAGAGAGGGUUUAGCCCCAGUGAUGUAGCUCCUUUGGUGUUAAGAAGAAGGGGAAGUUACUCACUUUCAGAUGACAACAUUUGUCUCCUUGUACCCAUAAAAACGUUGCAUUUUUACGUUUUUUUAUUCCAGUGAAGUGUAGCCUUGUUUCUCCAAAGUAAUCCCAACGUAUUUUUGCUUGGAUGCUUGGUCCAGCGUUGGCCCCCCUUGAAAUUGGCCACCCCAGAUGCCAACCCUAAGUAAACCUUAAACUAUAGCCAUAUUCAUUGUCAGUGCCCUCCACUGGGCCACCCCACUCAAAAAAAGUGUGGACACGCCCCUGCUUGGAGACCUCCUUCUCACCUGUAACAGAAUAUGAAUUAAAACUGCUGUUUAAAAUUUCCGAGAAUGAAAAGGAAGAAAACUCCUCUUACUAGGGUGCAUUAAUUUUUUUUUUAUGUCAUACUUAAAACCUCCAAUAUGUGGCAGUAUGACUCGACAAUGGUUCAGCUUGAUCAGGAAAUAUGUAUAAUGCACUGAAGGAAAAGACGAUGGAAAAUACGGCAGGACAAACUUAUUGUCCUAGUUAAAUUGUACCUUCGUUUUUAGUCAGACGACUAAUAAAGUGGACAUACCUGAUAGCAUAAGAUGCUAACAUUGUAGCCAUGGCCUUCAUGCAAAUUGUAAAUAUAUUUUAAAAAUGGUGAAAUGGUUUGGAUUUAUUUCAGGAUUAUUGCCAGAGUUGAUCACUAUAUCACCAUUUUUUUGAAAGUGUAUACAGAUUUAGAAAAUACAUUAUUUGUUGUGUUAUUAUCAGUAGUAUAUGUUGCGUUAGUAUCUGAAAUAGUUGUAUGUAUUUGAAAGAGCUUUAACCAUCCUGCUGAUGUAAACACACUGGCCACACUGACACAAGACAAUCCUACCGUCAAUGAAUGUUUCAGUUCUUGUUUUAUUGUUCCCAAAAAAAGCCUUGAGAUGCCUUCAUACUGCAGAUGUAUUAGCUUUAACUUAGCACUUUGUUUGCCUAUUAUUAGUCCGGUCAGUAAACAUAACAUGCCUUUAGCCAGAAGCUAGUUAGCUUAGCUUCGUAUACAGACUGUAAACGUUGGUCAAGAGCUAGCCUGCCUCUCUCGGCUUUAUUCAUCUAUAAAGCAGGAGAAACUUCAGGAAGUGGGUGCAAUUGGUCAAGAAGUAGUCCAGCGAUGGGGCUCCAGUGGCCUAGUGGUUAGUUUGCGCAUCCUAUGUACAGAGGCUGUUGUCCUUGAAGCGUGCUGCCUGGGUUCGAAUCCAAUUAAAAUUGGUUUUCAUUUUUAUCAGCCCCAUGUGAUUUUAUUUUCUGAUUGGAUUCAUGGGGGUCCCUAAAAAAUGGACAACUUCAACGCUGGUUUAUGUGUGUAAAAUUGUAAAAAGGUUUGCUCUCUGGGAUUAUCCUGCACUGUGCUUCGGCUUUAAACAAAAGUAUCCUCCUGUUGCUGACUGUAAUAAACUCAAGAUGCCAAAAAAAACUGCAGUGACUGGAAAAAAAAAGUUCGGACUCUGUUUCAGUGGAACUGGUUCAAAAUCCACCCUUGUUCUGUGAAUGUUUUUUUUUUGAUCAUGACUGGGAGUAUAGAUGAUAUUGUUUUUGUGGAAGAUACAGACUGAAUGUAUUCUAAACUUGUUUCUUCAUAUCAAAGAGCAAUACUGUGUGCACUGCAUUAUGGGUCAGUAUUAUCAAUAAAACUGCAUUUCUGAUGUGUGGUGUUUUUGUCUUCUCAUGAUAAGAAGUGUAGGUACCUGUGAGGAACCGAGUUUGGCACCCCCCGUGGGCAAAGCAGUAUGUCUUAUAAUUUUACUGAUGGAUUACUUGUAACAUAAUGGCGAUGAAUGCUGGGUUUAGGGGCUCCCUGUGAACUUUUUUUUGCCUCAGGCCCCAAUAUUUUCGCUUCUCCAGUGUGCUGUUACUGCCAAUUUCCACAGUCAGCUCUCGCCGUGGUCUGUCAGCACUGUCCACUACAGCGCCGUUUCCUACCACUAUAGCCAAUGCUCCCGUUUCCACGACAAGCGCUGAUCUGUUUCAUAACCAGGUAAAAACUCCUCACAGGAGCUUUAAACAGGAUAAAACUGGUAUGACUAGAAACAAACCUUCAAGGCAUGACUUAGACAAACUUUAUCCCUUAAGUCCUUGCUACCAUGUGAAACAGUUUGACUUAAAAACUCAAUGGGAAACCAGUAUCGGUAAAAUCAGGACAUAAACAUACAUUAUAACACUUUUAUUUAAAGAUUUAUUAUCAAAGGAAAAGAUCAAAUUAAAGUCCAGCAUACGUGUACUUCAUUCACUGACCUUGAUGCGAACCUGCUGCGUCUGCAGAAGUCAAACUGAAAACUUUAAUUUGACCGAUUCCUCUCCUGAGCUCCAACAGCCCUAAAUUAUUACUUUGCCUUCCCACCUCUCCCUCUUUUCCUCCCUCCAUCUCCUCCUUCCACUCAUCCUUCUCUCCUGAUACCGCAUCUCUCCCAUCCCCUAAUCUCUCACUUUUUCCCUUCACUUUUUUGCUCUUUCAUUCCCCCCUUCUCCUCUCUUUCUCAGGGGUGUUGUUACGGUCAAUGUGAACUGCAGGUGAACCUCUGACCACAGAGAGUGUGUGUGUGGUCCUCCAGCUCCCUCUCAUUUUCUUUGACCUUCACUGUCUUCCUCCUCUUCCUUCCCCCUCUCCAAACACACGUCUUCUCCUCCUCACCCUGCUCUGACCUCCCUCUAUUUGAAACUCCUCCAGUAGUUUCACUCCUUAUCUCUUCCUAUGUCACACGUUUUGUGUUCUUUGGCUUUGUUCACACUGCAGCUGCAAAUGUCCCACUCUGAUUUCUUUCUCAUUGAAAUUGAACCAUUUUUUCGGAUCUGUGAAGCUGCUGAUUCGAACAUUGAGCAAAAAAAAAAAAAUUAAUUAAUUUAGAGUUAGAAAGUCCAAAAAAGUGAAUGAAUAUUUGUAUUUUUAAAUAGGGUAACAUUUAUCAGUACAGCAGUAUUUUGUAACAAUCUGGCGUUCCACAGGGAUUGAUAUUAGGGAUCCUUUAUUUUUCUAAUGUUGUAGAAAUCCAUUUAUAUUUUAUAAAAAGUAAAAGUGUAGGUUAUUGCUUUUUCCUGAGAUUUCAACAUGAGAAUUCAAAAUUAAAAGUGCAUUUUUGUUUUGUGCUUUGACUAUUGGCAUGCUCUAAGGUUAAAGACACGGAAGACAAGGGAAGCUGAAAAAGAUUCAUUUGAGGUUUUGAAUGUUUUUUUUAGGUAGCAAGUAACAUGAUCUUGAGAUAUUGGUGGGAAUAAAAUCAUUAGCUCCAAUUCCUUUAA